ACACACGACGAGGGUUCAUAAUCGAUGGAACGACCUGGCGAGGUAGCAGUGGCGAUUAAGACAUGGAGAACAACAGUCCGCCGCCGUUGGCGUCCACCAAGAAGAGAAUCAGUCCUCCGAUUAGCUGGGGCCUAGGUCUUGCUAACAGGGAUACUUUUAAGACGGUUAAAGUGAUCCUGAUGGGCCAGUCGGGCGUUGGCAAGUCGGCUUUAGCCGUGCGGUUCGCCACGAAGCGUUUCAUCGGCGAAUAUGACUGCACCACGGACAGAAUCUAUCGAGUGGACAGUCAGUUGGGGUGCUCAUGGGAAAUAGCAGAUCCUCCGGGGUACCCGGCGGCGGCCGCGGAACCGAAAUUGCGCUGGGCCGACGCAAUAGUUCUUGUUUAUUCCGUAACGGACCGAGUCAGCUUCGAUGAGACUUCUCGAUUGAGAUUUCUGGUGUCGCACGCGAGACGAGGUAGAAAGGUGCCGCCAGUCGUGUUGCUUGUGGGAAACAAGGCCGAUCUCUCUGGCUCACCCGGUGAGCGCAUGGUGUCCGCCCUGGAAGGCCAGAAAAGGGCAAAAGAAAUCGAGGCUCACGCUUUCCACGAGAUUUCCGCGAGAGAAUCGGUUGACCAGGUCAUGGCCGUAUUUAUGAACAUAUUAAGACUAUUGACGGAACUGCCCGCCACCCCGGGAAAUCAGCCGACAUCUUUCAGAACGAGAGCUUGUACAGACGGAUCCAUCAACACAUAUCGCCGGUCUUCUCCCCCUCCUACGAAUAGAAGGUUCAGCAUCUCCGCACGAGGCAAUUUACUGUAAUCUUCAGAUUUCUCUCUCAGAGAAGAGAGGAAUCGCCAUAUAUAAUUUGUAACACUGUUUUAUCAUAAUUUAUUUUGCUAGAAAUAGAGAAAAUGCCAUAUUGCAUAGUAAUCGUUUUAAUAAAACUGGUGGUUUAAUAAAAUCGGUUUAAUAAAACUGUAUUUAUACAAAUGAGUUACUUGCGUACUCUUUUAUAAUUUUAGUUCUUAUUGAUAGCAAAAUAUAUCAACCGGUAUUCUAAUCAUAUAUUUUUCGAUUGAUUUGCAAUACAAAUUUUUUUCAAUGGUAACGUCGAACGGCACUAUAGUUUAAAAUUCGACGGUUUUAGAUGUACUAAAUUUUCUUUGAAAAAAAAAAAAA
Molecule: messenger RNA, 1160 nt
Organism: Harpegnathos saltator (Jerdon's jumping ant)
Lineage: Eukaryota; Metazoa; Arthropoda; Insecta; Hymenoptera; Formicidae
Product: ras-related and estrogen-regulated growth inhibitor
Exons: 4
Coding region: 63-800 (245 amino acids)
Molecular function (GO): GTP binding; GTPase activity
Source: RefSeq, a predicted model, not a curated record